Physcomitrium patens is the source of this 3602-nucleotide messenger RNA. Lineage: Eukaryota; Viridiplantae; Streptophyta; Bryopsida; Funariales; Funariaceae. The record is from RefSeq and is a predicted model, not a curated record.
CUCUCUCCCUCGUCGCUUCAUAGUUCAAUUUGCAGCCUUCGGAAUCAGGUAACGGAGCCCGAACUUGCACUCUGUGGUGCAUGACGGAGCGCUCGGGAGCGCUGUGGCGCGUGGUUGGUGCAGUCUGGGACAUGCGCUGUGGACCAGCGGCGGCGAGUUUGAAUAGUAUGGAGGUAGACACAAUUUGGCGUCUGGUUGUUCACUGCCCACGCGCUAUCGGAACUGUUUUCACUAGACCAAUCUGGCAGCACGUGUCGCAGGUUUGCAAGAUCAUUGAGACUUUUCAGCUGGAAAUAGAGUGAGAGAUGCCGCCGCCUCAUCCGACGCCCGCCGGUCACUACUCUCAUCCUAAGGAGAAGAAGACUCCAGGAGGAACGUCAUGUCACUUGGGCACCCCCACUCAAUCACUGCGGCGAGUAGUGAAGCCUCUGGGAGAGCACAACAGGUCCCGCAGCCACUCGCCCGCGUUAGACUCUCUCAGCGUGAAAGACAAGAGGACUCCGCGCUCCAAGACAACAAUGCUUCCUGGAGUGGAUCUCACUCGAAGGUUUGCCGAUAGUAUUCAUGGACCUUGCUCGUUAGCUACUAACCGGGGCUUAGUCGACAUUAGAAGUCCCCGCGGGUCGCCAACCUUGGAUCGUAUACACGAGGGAUGCCCGUCGUCACUUGGCCGUGAGAAGAAGGGGCCAGGCACAGGAACUAAGACGCGAUUGCGAGGGGUUGAUGAUACACCCCCUGUGAAGAAAGCCAUAGCCUUUUCCACGCCUUAUGGGAAAGAUAGCUUUAGAAAGCAUGAGAAGCUAGUCAAACGGAAAGAUUUGAAUGAGCGCUUUAUCCACGAAGCGAAGAAAGAUCCCACCACCACUCCGGCUAUAGGAACCCCGCCCCUAUCUACCAAGCCGCCUAUUGAUCGUCAUGCAAUGGCGGAUAUUCCUCAUAUCUCUAAGGAUCUCAAUUUUACCCAGCUGAACCAUAUUGAUGGCCAGAGCAAGUUUCCCAUGUUUCGGGACUUGACAAUGCCGAUGGGCUGCAGAUUUGUGGGAAAGGCCAAUGGUAGUGACAUAGUGUCUCUUACAGAGAUCGUGUCUCCGAGAGACAGCAUUCAUGAUUUAAUGGCAGUUAAAAUGGGCCAUCGCUCCUCCGAUGUAGUUGAUGGUCUGUUUCUCGUUAAGGACGCCCCAUCCGAGUUGGGUUUCAACAGCACGGAGCUGUUCAUGUUAGGACCUAAAUCUCUUUCUGGAAAUGCUCUUGGGCCUGAAAUUUGGAAAGAUGUGCGAACUAGUGGAGCUGCGAUUUCAAGUUCCAGAAAAGAUGUGUACCGCAUGGAGAACAUGUGUGAAGACCACAUGUCUAAAGUGGACGAGUAUGGAGGAGAUGCCGUAUUAUCUCCUCUGCUGUGCAAAUCUCCGGAGUUGAUGAGCAAGGGCUUCUCAGCAGACGAAACGAACCUGAAUUGGGAGUUGCGGGAGGAUAACGUGGCCCAGGAGUGGUUCCGUUCUAGAGGAAGUAUGAGCUGCUUUGAGUCCUUCAGCGGGGGCAGCAAGACACCUGAGCCGCAGCCCUCGAAGUCGCCGGAGCUGAGUAAGCGGGCAAUCGGCGAAGGAUCACGAGUAGGAUCCUUCCUUGGUAGCUCUGGAGUGGACCGGCAGGACGAUGUCUUGCAUCAACACACCCCUUCUCCACAAGCGACCAGCUCUCCAGAAUUUUUGAAGCGUGGCUCAGUACCUCCAUCAACGGGGGGAUGCUUCGGUGCAGGUCCCUUGAUGGGUCCAGAAGGGCGAUCUGUGAAGGACAGACGAAAAUGCAAGCCUCGAGGUAUCUUAACAAUCGAGGGAGAAUUCUUAUGCAGCUCCGGAAGUGCAGAACUUUUUGAUGAAGAAAUACAGUUCAAGGAAACCAUCUCUGUCCCAGCCUUAGCGUCUGUCGAAUGGAUGGUUGCCGAAGGCUGCGAUGCUGAGCUUACUGGGCAGUCAUCCUUCAGAGGUAGUCGAAACGUGGGUGCGCUCGACACAGACGCUAGCUUGAAGAUCUCGCCGGGGUCAUUUAAUCAUUUGUUGGGUCUCGGAGAGUGUGCGUCUGCCGCUCCACGGCACAGUAGAAGUAAGAGUGCUGGAUCAGAGCAAAUGUUCUGGAAGAAAGGUUUGCUUUACGAGUGGAACCUCUCCUUGUCCGACCAAAAGAGAGCAGAGAGUCCUUCACCCGUAGCAGAAGAAACAAGAGACUCUCCAAUAGGGAAGUUGCGUGAUUUCUCUCCUAUGGUCACACCGCCCUCUCGUCCAAGUGAUUUCACAGGCAAUUCCCUCGUUCUCGGUGCUUUGGGAUCCGUGACUGACACACCUCCCAGCUGCAGAGCAUCAGAGGUUCCUGGAGAGGAUGAAGUUGACUCCACAAAUGGAACGAACAGAGCCGACAAUGUUGGUCAGCAAGGAUCUAUGUCCGUUGCAAAAGCCCUCAGAGAGUUGUCUCUUGAUAUACAGUCCGCACCGUUGUCAUUGAGUUUUUCUCUCGAAUCUUCCCCCGAUUCAUGUGAAUCAUGGCAGGACAUGUAUACAUCCGAGAGCACAAGGUGGUCGAAUGCUAGCAGCAGGGGGGAAUGGGGCGACUAUCUACGUAACAACAGAUAUGAAGGCUUUGACAGUCAAUUCCGUUUCCAUGCCACGGAAGAGCAUUAUCCUUCAACCAAUGUGGAUACCUACACCAAAUCUGCAUUCAAGGAAGUGUCUUCUACUUACUCAGAUAGAGGGGACUCGGUUUUGUGCACACCCAAUUCGACUGUCACUUCCUAUUCGAAUAACUUCGAGUCACCCGACGGAGACACUUGGAAGAAAUUCUCAGUCAGCAAGGGUCCAAAGGGUGUUAUGCUGAACGAUGUGGAACGUAUGUCCACUGCUCCUUUCAGCAGAGACGCAUCACCCGACAUCGUGGGGAUCAGCAUUUCCAUUAGUGGAGCACCCUCUCUGGACAGCAGCAGCGACGACUUCGAAGUUCCUAGGUAUCACCAUGCCGUUGAAGGGGUUUCUAUGAACCCAGUCCACACCACACCUCCAGAGACAGGGGAGGACACGAAGGUGCACCGAGAAAGAUUUCACCUUUACGAAGCAGACUAUUCCCCCUCUUCUCUUCUGAAGGCCGAUGCAUUCAGUGGGGUUUCUGUUUCAGUUAUGAAACCACGAGGAAGCUGAACAGCAUGUUCGGCCACUGGUGAAUCCGCCAAGGUGGGCAUUGUCAAUUGCAGUGUUCUAUCUCGAAAGUUGCGAGUGCUCGUAGUCAACAAGAUAUUGAAGUGACUCUGUUUUUGCAGGUUUUUAAAUGACUCGUGCGUAUGUAGAGUGCACGUGUUACUGUAUUAUUCAGGUAGUACGCUGAAUGGCUGGUAACUGAGUUAGGCAAUUUCGAUAAACCAUUGACUGGAAAUCUUGAUUACAUUGUUGUUGACCUGACUGAAGAACUGCACUAGGCAGCGGAUAGAGACAGCAGAUUUCCAACCCACUGGUUAACUUGAUAACCUAUGGUUCGAUGCUGAAAUAUGUUAUAUAUCUGUACUACGAAGUGUCAAGCAACUUAAAAUGAAUGCCUAUAUACAAGGGUAAGAGUUUCGUCCA